AUGGAAAAAUUGAACAAUGAUGCAAUAAUACUGCAUGCCAAUGUUGUGGAGGGCUUUAAAUCAGGGGACUCAUACAAUAGUCAUAGACCAGACUACACAGAAGAAACAACCAACUUUGUGCUUAACAAACUGAACUUGGAGACAGAGCGGGCAUAUGAUAUUCUGGAACUAGGUGCAGGUACAGGGAUAUUUACUAGAAAGCUGCUGGAAUAUGACACAAAGGAUUUAAGAAUCCUUGCUGCAGACCCACUGGAGAAUUUCCUAGAGAAAUUGAAGCUGCUGUCCCCAGAUGUAGAAACUUUACAGUGUUCUGCAGAGUCUAUUCCAUUGCCCGACUGCUCAGUCAAGAAUAUAAUAUGCGCCCAAAGUUUACAUUGGUUUUCAAACAAAAAGGCAAUUAGAGAAAUGCACAGAGUAUUGGUUCCACGUGGAAGAUUAGUUUUUCUGUGGAAUGUUCGUGAUAAAACUCGACCCAGUGAUAUCACUUGCGAUAUUGCAAAGUAUAUAGAGGACUCGUUAAUAAAGGAUUCACCUAAUCAAUCCAAGAAGGCUUGGGCGGGAGUGUUUGAGGAUUUUCAUGGUUUUUCCUCUGUAGAAGAUCAUGUGUUUCUUCAACAUUUGAAACACUCUGGGACAAUAGAUUUCAUCAUGAGCUACCUGAAAUCACUAAGUUAUAUAUCAAAGCUGGAACAAUCAGAACAGGAAAAUGUGGAAAGAACAAUCAGAGAAAUGAUCAGCAAUCAUCCAGAGGCAAAGAACAGAGACAUUGUUGAUAUUGUAUUUAACACUGAAAUACAUUGGUGUGAGAAACAAUGA
This is a messenger RNA of Owenia fusiformis, 816 nucleotides long. The record is from the annotation of a GenBank genome assembly. Lineage: Eukaryota; Metazoa; Annelida; Polychaeta; Sabellida; Oweniidae.